AUGGGCCAUAUUGCGCGGUUGGGACUAAUCACGCGGUGCGGACUCAGUGCCGUAAUCCAUCCGCUCGGUCGGAGGGAUGCCGAAAUUACUCGCUAUAAGAAGCAGUCUCACAUUUGGUUCCGCUCGGCUGGGGCCAUCCAUGCGAAGUUCGUUUUUGAUGUUCAUUCAAGGCUUCAAUUUAGCACUGGGAAGCGAGAGUUAUUGGGGGCGCAGAAUUUCGGCGCGAACUUCCGAGUUCCCAGUGUUGCCACGAUUGGCCCCAAUUUUCGGGAUUCAGAGGAGAUAUCCGGUCAAGCCACGCUACAUGUACAUUCCGAACUCAAUUUCGAUAUUGCGAGCUGGGACUACACGCAGAUAUAUCCCCCCUCUGGGUUGAUGGCAUUGCCUCAACAGGAGGUCCCGAUUCAAAACGAUAAGUCCGAUACAACAGUGGACUGGCUUCAACCCGAGUUGAACUACGAUGUAGAUGCGAACGGAGGAAUUGUAGGCCGGUCGUAA
Messenger RNA from Eremomyces bilateralis CBS 781.70, 498 nucleotides. RefSeq lists its product as uncharacterized. Lineage: Eukaryota; Fungi; Ascomycota; Dothideomycetes; Eremomycetales; Eremomycetaceae. The record is from RefSeq and is a predicted model, not a curated record. The transcript has 4 exons. The coding region runs from base 1 to 498 and encodes 165 amino acids.